Molecule: messenger RNA, 1530 nt
Organism: Fulvia fulva
Lineage: Eukaryota; Fungi; Ascomycota; Dothideomycetes; Mycosphaerellales; Mycosphaerellaceae
Product: RNA-binding protein rnc1
Exons: 1
Coding region: 1-1530 (509 amino acids)
Biological process (GO): regulation of gene expression; regulation of RNA metabolic process
Cellular component (GO): cytoplasm; nucleus
Molecular function (GO): mRNA binding
Source: RefSeq, a predicted model, not a curated record
AUGGCCGAAACACCCACCGAGACUCCAACAGCGACACAGAAGCGCCCACUCGAGGAGCCAUCUUCACCCUCGGGACCGAACGACCAGCCGGAUGCCAAGCGCCCUGCUCUCGACAAGAUCCUCAAGGAGGACAUCGCAGAUGCGACCGAGGCUCCCAGCGAGCCAGUACAUGAAGAAACUGCGGAGGUUGACAACACCGAAGCUGCAGGAACCAAGGCAGACGGAGACGAUGCGACCGUGCCCACGACAGAGGCUGAUGUCACGGACAAGCAAGGUGACACCGUCGUACCAGAUGCACCCACAAACGCCUCGCAGCUUGACAACAGUCUGCCAUCGCAGCAUGCUGUAGCAGCACUUCCAACGAAUGGCACCACAGAAGAUCGCCAGUCGUCGCAAGCUCCCAUGCCUUACCACCACCAGGAUGAGUCCUCGUGGCUCCACGUACGCGCCAUCAUCUCUAGCGCGGAAGCCGCGACCGUCAUUGGUAAGGGCGGCGAGAAUGUCACUCAGAUCCGUCGCAUGGCUGGCGCAAAGUGCACCGUGAGCGAGUACACUCGCGGUGCAGUGGAACGCGUCCUCACUGUCAGCGGUCUGGUGGACGCUGUUGCCAAGGCAUUCGGUCUGAUCAUUCGCACUCUCAACCAAGAACCCCUCGACCAGCCCUCCACUCCCCAGUCCAAGACCUACCCACUCCGCCUCCUCAUCCCACACAUCCUCAUCGGCUCCAUCAUUGGCAAGCAGGGCGUGCGCAUUCGCGAGAUCCAAGAGGCAUCUGGUGCACGCCUCAAUGCAUCCGAAUCAUGCCUUCCACUCUCUACCGAGCGCUCGCUUGUCGUCCUUGGUGUUGCAGACGCCGUACACAUAGCUACUUACUACGUUGGUAGCACUCUAGUCGAACAGUUGACUGAUCGCUUUGGCGGCCCAGCAGCGUCAAACUAUGCUGGGAGACAUGGCGGGCCACAAGGUGUGGUUCCAGGCGGCAUGCAGGUCGUUCCAUACGUACCACAGCAUGCUGGUGGACAGAUGGGCCAUCCUGACUACAACCGCAACAAGCAACACCCGCAACCCCAGCGUACACCAGCGCCAGCAUACGGACAACCCUACAUGCAAGGACAGACUCCUCUGCCACCUCAGCAAGCACCCAUGGGCUACGGUGCUGGUUCACCACGCGCGCCAUACGUCGGAGCUGGCCCACAGCAGCCGCAACCAUACGGGCAUGCUGCACCACAGGCUCACGCUGGACCUCCGCAACAGCCGAUGCAGGGUAUGGUGCCCGGUCAACCGAUCACUCAGCAAAUCUUCAUCCCCAAUGACAUGGUCGGCGCAAUCAUCGGCAAAGGCGGUGCCAAGAUCAACGAGAUCCGCCAACUCAGUGGAAGCGUCAUCAAGAUCAACGAGCCCCAGGACAACAACAACGAGCGACUGGUCACCAUCACCGGAACCCAGGAAUGCAACCAAAUGGCGCUCUACAUGCUCUACUCGAGGCUGGGUGAGUCGAGCAAGAACUCCAACUCUAUCAUGCCCCGAUAG